AUGCCCCGCGUCUCGCUCCCGGCAUGCCCCGCGCGGGACUCAUCUCCCGGCAUGCCCCGUGCCUCGCUCCCGGCCCGCCCCCCGCGGGACUCCAUCUCCCGGCAUGCCCCGCGCCUCGCUCCCGGCAUGCCCCGCGCGGGACUCUAUCUCCCUGCCCACCCCGCGCCUCGCUCCCGGCCCGCCCCGCGCGGGACUCCAUCUCCCGGCCCGCCCCGCGCCUCGCUCCCGGCAUGCCCCGCGCGGGACUCCAUCUCCCGGCCCGCCCCGCGCCUCGCUCCCGGCAUGCCCCGCGCGGGACUCCAUCUCCCGGCCCGCCCCGCGCGGGACUCCAUCUCCCGGCCCGCCCCGCGCCUCGCUCCCGGCAUGCCCCGCGCGGGACUCCAUCUCCCGGCCCGCCCCGCGCCUCGCUCCCGGCCCGCCCCGCGCGGGACUCCAUCUCCCGGCCCGCCCCGCGCGGCGCGCAGAAUGGCGGCGGCCUGGGCGCUGGGCGUGCGAGCGGCCUGGCGGGGCUGGGCCCUGCUGGGGCUGAGGCGGGUGGCGGGGCCGGUCCGGGGUCUGGCGGCCGCUCCCUGCCCGCCCCGCGCGGAGCCCCCGCCGCCCCCCCCCGGGGGCCGGGCCCGCUGGGCGCUGGCGGGGGCCGGGGCCGGGGCGCUGCUGCUGCUGCUCUGGGACCGGAGCCGGGACCGGGACCCGCCCGCGCUGCUCCCUCGGGUCCGCGCCGCGGUGCCGGUUCCCCCCGCGCCGCCCCCCGGCUCCGCCCGCGCCGCCUUCAACUUCAUCGCCGACGUGGUGGAGAAAACCGCCCCCGCGCUGGUCUACAUCGAGAUCCUGGGCAGGCAUCCCUUCUCAGGCCGGGAGGUGCCCAUCUCCAAUGGCUCUGGCUUUGUAGUGUCCCCGGAUGGCCUUAUCGUGACCAAUGCCCACGUGGUGGCGAAUCGGCGGCGAGUGCGGGUGAAGUUGGCUAGCGGAGAGCUCUACGAUGCCGUGGUCCGUCAGGUCGACCAGGUGGCAGAUAUUGCCACUAUCAAAAUCAACCCCAAGCAACCUCUGCCCACACUACCUUUGGGCCGUUCCUCAGAGGUGCGUCAAGGUGAGUUUGUUGUGGCUAUGGGCAGCCCUUUUGCUCUGCAGAACACCAUCACCUCCGGCAUCGUCAGCUCUGCCCAGCGUGGCAGCCAGGAGCUGGGCCUGGCCGAUUCCAACAUGGAGUACAUCCAGACUGACGCCGCCAUAGAUUUUGGGAACUCAGGGGGUCCCCUCGUCAACCUGGACGGCGAGGUGAUUGGGGUGAACACAAUGAAGGUGACUUCGGGUAUCUCCUUCGCCAUCCCCUCAGACCGGCUGCGGGAAUUCUUGCAGAAGGAGGAGCAGCGCAAGAGCUCCUGGUUUGGCAGCACGGAGAUGAAGCGCCGCUACAUUGGGGUGAUGAUGCUAACGCUGACCCCCAGUAUCCUGGCCGAGCUGAAGCUGCGAGACUCCAGCUUCCCUGAUGUCUCGUACGGGGUCCUGAUCCACAAGGUGAUCAUUGGAUCCCCCGCCCAUCAGGCAGGCCUGAAGGCGGGUGAUGUUGUGCAGGAGAUCAACGGGCAGGCAGUGCGGCGUGCCGAGGACAUCUACGAGGCCGUGCGGACGCAGAACAGCCUGGCUCUGCUGGUCCGGCGCGGCCAUGACAUGCUGCUGGUGAACGUCAGCCCUGAGGUCACGGAGUAGAGAGCUGCCCAGCUGGCAGGGGUACCAUGGACUUGGCUUGGAGCACACGAGCCAAGCCAGAGGCUCAGGGUGACAGGCAGGAGGCCCUGUGCUGCCACAAGAGACUCAGGGCCUUUGCAAGAGCCUGAAAUGCCCCAGCCAGCAGGGCUGAUCCUGGAACUGGCGCAUUGGGGGGUGGCUGCUAUCUGCUUCCCUCAUCCCCAUUAAACCUCUCAUGGGGAACGGUU
Messenger RNA from Gopherus evgoodei (Goodes thornscrub tortoise), 1937 nucleotides. RefSeq names its product HtrA serine peptidase 2 (gene HTRA2). Gene Ontology annotation, biological process: programmed cell death; positive regulation of apoptotic process; proteolysis. The record is from RefSeq and is a predicted model, not a curated record. Gene Ontology annotation, cellular component: mitochondrion. The transcript has 8 exons. Gene Ontology annotation, molecular function: protein binding; serine-type endopeptidase activity. Bases 1 to 1710 code for a protein of 569 amino acids. Lineage: Eukaryota; Metazoa; Chordata; Testudines; Testudinidae.